Messenger RNA from Hermetia illucens (black soldier fly), 2233 nucleotides. RefSeq names its product glycosylphosphatidylinositol anchor attachment 1 protein (gene GAA1). The record is from RefSeq and is a predicted model, not a curated record. NCBI's taxonomy places the organism in Eukaryota, Metazoa, Arthropoda, Insecta, Diptera, Stratiomyidae. The transcript is spliced from 7 exons. Gene Ontology annotation, biological process: attachment of GPI anchor to protein. Gene Ontology annotation, cellular component: membrane; GPI-anchor transamidase complex. Bases 172 to 2148 code for a protein of 658 amino acids.
UAUUUUCUUGAUCUAUCACGUAACUCAGUAAGUUUGCUAGAAAAACAAGUGAACAAAUUUGAGUAAUUCGACAUAUGUCAUUGGAAUGCGGCUGUCAUUUGUCAGUUAUUUUCUAUUGAUAAACAAAUCGUACCUUGAUUAUCCCGUGUUUCGCUAGUUUCCCCCGAAAACAUGGGGAUCCUAACCGAUGCUUCGCUGAACCAGCGCAAUCAUCUCGGCCGCAACUUCCUCAAGCACAAUCGGAAGAUCUGUGCUCUUUUCUACUUAGCUGGCGCGGUUUGGUUCUGUUGCCUGGGCCACUCGCAGUUCAAUCAUGCCACAUACUUAUCGGAAAACGCCCUGUCGCCGGGUCUGGUAUAUUCGGAGAUUAAAGUCGAGUCGGCGCGCAUAGCUCAAAACUACUUAGACGAACUGAACCGGGAACGGGAGGUCUACCGCAGCGGCAUUCCCUACAACUGGAUUAUGGCGAAGAUGCAGCAAAUCGGACUGGAGGUCUACACGCACAACUUUACGUUGCACUACCCGUUAGGCUCUGGUCGGGAAUUCCACGGGGAGAAUAUUUAUGGAAUUCUUCGAGCUCCUCGGAUCGGGUCGACGGAGGGUAUUGUGUUCUCAGCGCCUUACAGGCCCCCGGAAUCGGUGCAUCCGGAUAUAACUGCGAGUGUGCCUCUGCUCCUUGCGUUUGCUGAGUUUACUAGAAGAAAGAACUAUUGGGCGAAAGAUUUAAUUUUCUUGGUGACUGACCGCGAACAGUUGGGAAUGCAUGCUUGGUUGGAGGCCUAUUAUAAAGGUGACUUGGAGGAUGCUUCUGCGUUGGAUGCUGGAAAUCUGAAAGGUCGCGCGGGAGCUCUUCAAGCUGCGCUUAACUUGGAGAUACAGGAUUUUGACGCAGAGUAUUUGAAUGUGAAAAUUGAAGGACUGAAUGGACAGCUUCCUAACCUGGAUAUGUUCAAUUUAAUUCAACGAAUAGCUGCUCGUGAGCUACCAGUGCGUGAACCCUGUGGCUACAAGCAAACCAGCCCGCGGAAACGUGCGAAGAAUAAAAAUGCUGUCCUCGAGAAUGUAAAGGCGAUGCUUUCAAUGUUGUUGUCGCAAGCGAAUGGCGUCCCAACUGGCAAUCAUGGUCUUUUCCAUCGUUAUCGUGUCGAAGCUCUGACCCUAGAAGCUGUAAAGAAGCCAAAAUCAGAUUAUCAAAGCCGCGGCGCAGCUGUUCUGCCGUUACUCAAAGUGAUAGAAGGAGUGUCAAGGAGUCUUAACAAUUUACUAGAGCGAUUCCAUCAAAGCUAUUUCUUCUACAUUUUAGUAUCAAAUGAUCGCUUUGUGUCCAUUGGUGAUUUCAUACCAUGUUUACUAUUGAUGGCGGGUCCAUUAUUUAUUAAAGCGUUUUUCUUGUGGCUCGGACUCAAUGUUGAGGAUCCGGAGAUGGAGAAGUGUGACGAGGAUGAAAAGCAAGCUGAGAGCUCGCAAACGGAGCUAAAACCAAUUGUGAAGAAGGAGUUGGACCUGCAAUAUUCGAAAGUGUUGAGAAUAUUUUUAAUCGCUCAUUUGAUUGGGUUUCUGGCUUCUGUGAUGCCCGAGAAUCGAGGCUUGAAUGAAGUGUUUGCAACCUUGGGCCUAAGUUCGAAUCAGUUUAUAACGGGAUUGGCGGUGGUUUUCUCGAUAGUGGCACUGCUUGCACCUCACAUUGUUGAACUGAAUUAUGAUGGAGUAGAGCUUUUACAUAUUGUUACGUUGCUGGAACUUGCAAGCGUUCUUGUAGUUGUUGGCCUUUUAAAUUUUGCGCUUGGUUUUCUACUGUCAAUAGUGAUCGCACCAGCAGCCAUCCUAGUGGAUAGAAAUCACAAUGCUAGCAUCAAAUGUCUAAACAGGUUCUACGUGAUCUUGCUUCAUCCUUUGAUCGUUUCUUACGGCGUUGUGUUAAUCCUUACUUUGAACGCAUUCCCUGAAUUAGGAUUACUAGCUGUGGCGCAGAGAGCGAUUGGAGCGACAAUGGAUGCUUUAACUUAUUCAGUGGUUGAUUCAAUUAUUUAUGGCAACUGGGUUUAUAAUGCUGUCACUAUUGCAUUUCUUUCGAACUGGAUGAUGCUUUGGAGAGUUGUGUGCUAUACAAAGACUGAGGAGGGUAGACCCAAAUUGAAAACUAGUUAAUUAUUCUGAAAAAUGUCCACUUAAAUUAUUUAGUUUGUUUUAUUGUUUAUCUGUUCCGAUAGUAGAAUAUAUGAUUUGGAUACAA